This is a messenger RNA of Merops nubicus (carmine bee-eater), 1302 nucleotides long. RefSeq names its product interleukin-1 receptor-associated kinase 4 (gene IRAK4). Lineage: Eukaryota; Metazoa; Chordata; Aves; Coraciiformes; Meropidae. Gene Ontology annotation, biological process: protein phosphorylation; signal transduction. Gene Ontology annotation, molecular function: magnesium ion binding; protein serine/threonine kinase activity; ATP binding. The record is from RefSeq and is a predicted model, not a curated record. The transcript has 11 exons. The annotation marks the transcript as partial.
UGGAAGAGGCUGGCAGUUGAUAUCGCCGAUCCCUCCGGUGAAAGAAGAUACAACCAAAUGCACAUCAGGAGAUUUGAGGCAUUCGUACAAAUGGGAAAGAGCCCCACGUGUGAGUUACUUUAUGACUGGGGAACAACAAACUGUACAGUCGGUGACCUUGUGGAUCUGUUGAUCAGGAAUCAGUUCCUAGCACCAGCAGGCCUUUUGCUUCCAGAAGCUGUAAGGAUGGCACAAGAAGUUACAAUACCUCUUUCUUCACAGGAAACUUUGCCUAUACAUGAGAAACAACUGCCUAUAGGGAAAAAAGAGGUGGAGUCUGUAAAGCCUGUUUUAGCUCAAAGCACUGAGAAGCAACAUUCAGGUCCUCCUUCCUUAAGUCAAGAAAACAGCAGCUCAGAGUCUAGUAACACAGGUUUCCACAAGUUUUGGUUCCAUGACUUGGAGAGCGUCACAAACAACUUUGACGCGCGGCCGGAGUCGGCUGGAGGCAAUAAGCUGGGAGAAGGCGGCUUCGGCGUCGUGUUCAGAGGCUGCAUCGCGGGCAGGAACGUGGCAGUCAAGAAGCUUGUUGCCAUUGUUGAUGUUAGCGUUCAGGACUUGAAACAGCAGUUUGAUCAAGAAAUAAAAAUUAUGGCAAAGUGUCAGCAUGAGAAUCUAGUGGAAUUACUUGGUUUCUCAAGUGAUGGUGCACAGCCAUGUCUGGUGUAUGAGUACAUGCCCAACGGUUCAUUGCUUGACAGACUUGCUUGUCUGGAUAACACUCCACCAAUUCCUUGGAGUACAAGAUGUAAAAUUGUUCAAGGUACAGCAAAUGGGAUCAACUUUCUGCAUGAAAAUAAUCAUAUUCACAGAGAUAUUAAAAGUGCAAAUAUCUUAUUAACUGAUACGUAUAUGCCCAAAAUUUCUGACUUUGGACUUGCAAGAGCAUCUGUAACAUUCACACAAACAAUCAUGACUGAAAGAAUUGUUGGAACAGCAGCCUAUAUGGCACCUGAAGCUCUGCGAGGAGAGAUAACACCUAAAUCUGAUAUCUUCAGUUUUGGAGUAGUCUUACUAGAAAUAAUAACGGGUCUUCCUCCAGUGGAUGAAAACCGGGACCCACAAUUGCUGUUGGGUAUCAAAGAUGAAAUUGAGGAUGAGGAUGCAACUAUUGAGGAUUAUGUUGAUGAAAAGAUGAGUGACUGGGAUGUACCUUCAGUUCAUAAAAUGUAUUCAAUUGCUGAUCAGUGUCUGAAUGAGAAGAAAAACAGAAGGCCAGACAUAAAGACAGUGCAACAGCAUCUGCAAGAGAUAAAAACUUGA